GCCUACAUCGCCCUGGGCAUCCUCGCCACCGCGCCAAUCUAUAUUGGGUCCUGGGCGUCUAUCAAGUUUCUUAAAGAGAAGAAAAGAGGCAAAAGAUCAUCCACACCCGACUCAGACGACGAAACCGCCGACGAUGACCAAGAAUACUUCAGUCUCGAAGACGCGUACAUGUUCCCCAUCUUUGGCUCCGCCGCACUCCUGACGCUCUACCUCGUGUUCAAGUACCUCAACAAGGAAUACUUGAAUGCACUGUUUACCGCCUAUUUCUCGAUUCUGGGUGUCGGGGCGGUGUCCAAGAGUGCGUUAGAUUUGACGAGGUACUUAACGGGGUGGAGAAUUAAGGGUGAUUAUCGGGUGGAUUUGUGGAAGAAGCAGAAGGAAAUCGCCACCUACCAUUUCGGCGGCUUCCACUUCUUCGUCAUUCUCCUAGCCAUCGUGAUCGCAGGCUCGUACGCCUUCACGAAACACUGGGUCCUCAAUAAUAUCUACGGUGAAGCAUUUGCAACGUCCGCCAUCCGCCUUCUCAACCUGGACUCCUUCAAAACCGGCAUCGCCCUCCUCUCCUUCCUCUUUUUCUACGACAUCUUCUGGGUGUUUGGCACCGACGUCAUGGUCACCGUCGCCAAGGGAUUUGACGCGCCCAUUAAGGUCUUGUGGCCGAAGGAUAUCGUCGGGAUGUUGCUGCACCCGUCCACGUUCUUCAAGACGGAGGGUCUACAGUUUACCCUGUUGGGAUUGGGCGAUAUUGUCAUCCCGGGCAUUUUCGUGGCGCUGUGUCUGAAGUUUGACCACGAUCGCUUCCUGGCCUCGCCUGCGGGUAAGAAGAACAAGUACGCGAGGAAGUUCCCCAAACCGUAUUUCACCGCCUGCUCCAUUGCGUAUGUCACGGGCCUUGUGACCACUGUGGUUGUCAUGCACAAUUUCCAGGCUGCCCAGCCCGCCCUCCUGUACUUAUCCCCCGCCUGCAUCAUAUCGGUCCUCCUCACCGGCUUCCUGCGGGGCGAGCUCAAAGAAGUCUUCGCAUUCGAACCGGGC
Molecule: messenger RNA, 1035 nt
Organism: Fimicolochytrium jonesii
Lineage: Eukaryota; Fungi; Chytridiomycota; Chytridiomycetes; Spizellomycetales; Powellomycetaceae
Product: peptidase A22B, signal peptide peptidase
Exons: 4
Biological process (GO): membrane protein proteolysis
Cellular component (GO): membrane; lumenal side of endoplasmic reticulum membrane; cytoplasmic side of endoplasmic reticulum membrane
Molecular function (GO): aspartic endopeptidase activity, intramembrane cleaving
Source: RefSeq, a predicted model, not a curated record